UGUGUGUGUGUGUGUGUGUGUGUGGAGGUGUCCCGUCUGAUCGGGGUAUAAGAAGAGGAAACUCCUCCUCAGCUGUCAGCAUCAGUAAAGGUUGGGCAGCUGAUGUGUGUGUCUGUUUGAGUGUCUUGUUUGUGGUCAUGGCUCUGUUCAUGGACUCAGAUUUCUCUUUACUCAAGCAGAACCAGCAGACAGACAUGAUGGAUUUUAAGGCCAUAUUUGGAGAACAGGAUCAUUGUAGAGAUGUGCGCAGUGAGGACGCCGUGUCCUCUCCGGAGCCGGACAGAGCCGCUGGUCUGAUGGAGGGUCAGAGGAAGAGGAAGAGGACCAUCUUCAGCCGAGCCCAGCUGUCGGAGCUGGAGCAGGCCUUCGCUGUGACUCCCUACCCGGACAUCACCCUGAGGGAGAGGCUGGCCGCGCACACUCACCUGCCCGAGAGCAAGAUACAGGUGUGGUUCCAAAACAGACGAGCCAGAAGCAUCAAGACAGGCAGACUACCCAAGUCCACCAAGCCUGUCCUUGGAGGUAGAGGGGCUGCGGAGCCCUCCACUGGACCCAUGACCUCCACCUUUCCCGCCCCGACCACCCUGCAGGACAUAUUCAGGCAAGAGCAGAACCACCACUCUGAGGAUGUCCCACAAAUUUACUCUGACUGGAUCCAAAUCUACAGCAACCCUGUGUCAUCGCCACCAUGCUCCUCAUCAGCCCACCAUCAGCCAACACUGGGCUCCUCCAAAGCUUCAGAGUCUCGCCUCUGGGAGGAGGAGCACCACCACCGGCAGCAGCACUUGGGACCAGCACUCCCAGGUUUUCUUCCCAGUUCAUAUUCCCAGCCCGUCACCAGGCAGUCUCACCCCUCUGUCCCGGCCCGCUCCUAUCAGGCUUUCAGGAACUUCAAGACCCAGAGCUUGGUUCCACCUGGGGCUCAUCAGGCUAUGUGCGGAGGCAGCACUGGCGGUGGAGGUCAUGCCUCUGUGGACCAGGUAGUCCCCUCUCACCCUCAGCCGGUGUACUGGGAGGUAACUCAGGGACAAGGACAUCACCACCACCACCAUCAUCACCACCCACAAAUGGGCCCACAGACCUCCAUGGGAUACAUCUCAGACCUGAUCUACAACGCUGCUAUUGUCACCAACUUUCUUGAAUUCUGAUGAGCUUGGAUCUGGAGCGUUAUCUGUGGGAAGUGUUAAAACCAGCUGCUGUUUCCAUCACAGAGCUCAUUUCUGUCACAUUCCCUCGUAUCUAACUUAACAACAUGUUCUGUGUCUCAGUCUGUCCUGUGUGUCACUGGAGGUGAUUAUACAUGAAACCUGUAACAUAUAUUUUAUAUAUAUUUAUAUAUAUAUAUAUAUAUAUUUAUAUACAUGUAGCAUUGUUCAGUUGUUGUUGUUGUUGGUUUGUCCUUGUAAUUUGUUUUCAACAGUGUGUUGCAUAUUUUAGGGAAUAAACUGGUGUAUUUAAUCCCA
This is a messenger RNA of Toxotes jaculatrix (banded archerfish), 1463 nucleotides long. RefSeq names its product SEBOX homeobox (gene sebox). Gene Ontology annotation, molecular function: DNA binding. The record is from RefSeq and is a predicted model, not a curated record. NCBI's taxonomy places the organism in Eukaryota, Metazoa, Chordata, Actinopteri, Toxotidae. The transcript is spliced from 3 exons. The coding region runs from base 138 to 1148 and encodes 336 amino acids.